AUGCCCGCCUCUUCUCCGUCUCCCGUGGGCAACGACGACGGGCCGUCGCUGACCGCGUCGGCGAUCGUCGCUCCAGCCGUGUCCGGGUCGCACGUCGUCAAGGUAGACGGCUACUCCCGCACCAAGGGGCUUGGCAACGGCAAACGCAUCAACUCCGAGACUUUCACCAUCGGAGGCCACCGAUGGUGUGUGCACUACUACCCUGACGGCGUUGUCUCAGACGACGCCGAUUGGAUAUCCAUUUUCCUGUUCUCUGACCGAAGUGAUGGUACUGAAGUCAAAGCAGAGUUCAAGAUAAGUUUGCUUGACCAAGAUAGGCAGCCAGUGCCGCAGUACAGUUUCAGCGCCCUGAUACGCACCUUCUCCAGCAAAGAAGCUGCAUGGGGCUUCGGUCAUUUCAUCAAAAGAAAAGACUUGGAUGAAUCCCCUUACCUCAAGGAUGAUGUUUUCAGCAUCAGGUCCGAUGUCACCGUGUUAAAGGAGAUCUUCACCGAGCCAAUCCUGCCGUCUAUGGUGGUGCCGGUGCCACCGUCCGACAUGCACCAGCAUUUUGGACAGCUGCUCUUGGCCGGCGAGGUGGCCGAUGUCACUUUCGAGGUCGGUGCGGAGACAUUCGCUGCACACAGGUGCAUACUCGCAGCUCGGUCGUCGGUCUUCAAGGCGGAGCUGCUUGGUACCAUGAAGGAGAAGACCGCAACUCACAUACGUAUCGACGAUAUGGAACCCAAGGUGUUCAAGGCUUUACUCCACUUCAUCUACACCGACUCGCUGCCCGUGAUGAACGAGGGCGAUGAGGCAGCGUUUGCUCAGCAUUUGCUGGUAGCGGCAGACAGGUAUGACAUGGAAAGGCUGAAGGUGAUCUGCGAGGGGAAGCUGUGCGAUCACAUCUGCAAGAGCACGGCGGCGACAACGCUGGCACUGGCUGAGCAGCAUGGUUGUGGUGCUCUGAAGAAGGCGUGCUUCAAGUUCCUGAUGUCUCCAGGUAACCUGAAGGCAGUCAUGGCGUCUGAUGGAUACGAGCACCUGAGGAGCAGUUGCCCAGGUGUUAUGGACGAACUGGUGGCCAUGCUUGCUCCUUGA
Messenger RNA from Triticum turgidum subsp. durum (durum wheat), 1080 nucleotides. The record is from the annotation of a GenBank genome assembly. Lineage: Eukaryota; Viridiplantae; Streptophyta; Magnoliopsida; Poales; Poaceae.